AUGCUUUCCACCAGAAAAAGUCAAGACUCGAGCUCGCAGAAGAGCCGUGUUGACGAGACGGUCGUACCACUUGACAGCCGUCAGGGAGUCGAAUUCUAUAGAGCCGACUUGGAUAAAGUUCAGAGGCGUUUAGAUGGAAGACACAUCCAGAUGUUCGCGAUCGCUAGUGUGGUCGGAACGGGACUGUUCCUUGGCCUCGGGAGUACUCUCUCUUACACGGGGCCGCUCGGGCUUCUCUUGGUUUUUCUCCAUGUAGGGACUGUGGCGUUUUGCUCACUAGCCUCGAUCUCCGAGAUGACGGCCUUUGCGCCCGUCUCCGGCACUUUUUCUCAUUUCGCCGCACGAUGGGUCGACCCCGCUUUGGGAUUUGCUGUUGGAUGGAACUACUUUUAUACCUGUGCGAUUGCUCUUCCCGCGGAAAUCACUGCCGCGGCUGCAGUCAUCGAGUUCUGGGAUAGCAAUCCAAAUCAUACUGCAAUCUACAUCGCCGUAUUUAUUGUCCUAGCCUUUGUGGUCAACCUGCUAGGGGCACGAACAUUCGGAAACACGGAAAUCGUAUUUUCGGCACUGAAACUCGCGCUGGUGGCCAUACUUGUCAUAGGAGGUCUCGUCAUCGACCUCGGAGGCGGCCCUGAUGGACAACGACAUGGAUUUGAGUACUGGCGCAACCCAGGGCCCAUGGUCUCCUCGCUCGCUUCAGGUGCAAGAGGCCGUUUUAUUGGCCUAUUGUUAGCUAUUACGCCAGCCGCAUUUGCGAUGUGCGGAAUGGAGAUCGUUACAGUUGCCGCUGCAGAGACCAGGAAUCCCCGGAAGAAUAUUAUUAUAGCCAUGAAGACGGUGUUCUUUCGUAUCUUCUUUUGCUAUAUCCUUACAGCGCUCCUUGUCGGGAUGCUUAUCCCCUCCAAUGAUCCCGACCUAUUCACCGCACAUGCAGGCGCUGGGGAGUCCCCGUUCGUCCUCGCGUUCAAUCGCGCAGGCGUGAAAGUACUCCCUCACUUUAUAAAUGCAAUCGUCAUGACGAGCGCGUUCUCGAGUGGAAAUGGGAUGCUCUAUAGCUCGUCUCGUCUUCUAUACUCUCUCGCAGUGCAAGGCCAAGCCCCAAAAUUCUUCACUAGGGUCACAUCAUCUGGCGUCCCGAUAUAUGCAAUCUUAGCUGCUGGCUCAUUUGCUUUCUUAGCGUUUCUCAAUAUACAAACAGAAGCAGGCAUCGUCUUCAACUGGUUUGUCAGCAUUGUCACAGUAGGGGGACUUCUCAACUGGUUGAUGAUCGGAGUUACAUAUCUGCGUUACUACUAUGGUCUACGCGCGCAGGGUAUCAACCGUAAGAUUGAUGGAAUUUACCGUUCCCGUCUACAGCCCUACGCCGCUAUGUGGGUGAUUUUCUGGGCUAUCUUCUUCAUCCUCGUCAGUGGUAUCUCGGUCUUCUUUUCCUGGAAUACCUCCAACUUCGUCGCUGCUUACGUCAACCUCCCGAUAUAUGCUGUGCUCUACUGCGGGUGGAAGAUCUAUAAAAAGACGAAGAUCCUGCCCCUCGCAGAACUCGACUUUGUAACGGACAUCCCUUCGAUUGCGCAGACAGAGGAUGCCGGCUUCGUGGAGAAGAUGAGUGGCGCGAGGAAGUUGAAAGAAUUCUUGUGAUAUUUUAGUGCUUCCCGUACAUGGAUAUACCAAAAUACAUUCGCC
Messenger RNA from Stereum hirsutum FP-91666 SS1, 1683 nucleotides. Its product is annotated as general amino acid permease 1. The record is from RefSeq and is a predicted model, not a curated record. Lineage: Eukaryota; Fungi; Basidiomycota; Agaricomycetes; Russulales; Stereaceae. Gene Ontology annotation, cellular component: membrane. The coding region runs from base 1 to 1638 and encodes 545 amino acids. Gene Ontology annotation, biological process: amino acid transmembrane transport. The transcript is spliced from 28 exons. Gene Ontology annotation, molecular function: amino acid transmembrane transporter activity.